AUGGCGUCCACCCAAAACACAAGCGCGUCUUUACGCACCCGCGUUCUCAAGACCGGUUUUUAUGCUCUUGGGACUUCAUCCUUCGCAUACAGCUUUUACCUUCUCACCACGUGGGAAUCGAGCUACUCGGUUUCUUUUGGGUGGUAUUUCCAGCUCCUUACCGUCGUAGGCCUUGCCACGUCUCUCGUCACAUUCUCCCUCGGUCUCGCUGCAGACCUCACCCUCAAGGAUGUAUUCUCACGGGCUAAAAACGCCACGUCCGUCCUUGCGACGCCUCUCGAGGUUCUCAUUGCGGUUUUAUACUGGUCAAUUAGGAUGCAUGACCCAGCGUUGCUAAUGCCAGAAGACCUUGUGAUUGAUCCUUUGCCGGAUCUCGGUUUUCAUCUCGUGCCAGCAGUACUCCUGGUUCUGGACUUUCUGCUGCUGAGUCGGGGAGCGACAAUUACCACACGCGGCAUGAUGACGUUAAGCACAGUUUUGGCUGUGGUUUAUUGGUGCUGGAUUGAGUUGUGUUUCUACCAAAAUGGCUGGUAUCCUUAUCCUAUGAUGGAUAAGUUCUCUGCGGCUCAGCGGGUUACAAUCUUUGUUGCGUCAGCCGGAUUGUUAACGUUGUCUUCGUCAGGUCUUCAAUGGAUACAUGGCAAGAUCCACAGCACUGUGACGAAGAAGGACAGAGUCGAUUAA
This is a messenger RNA of Fusarium sp. VM40, 684 nucleotides long. The record is from the annotation of a GenBank genome assembly. Lineage: Eukaryota; Fungi; Ascomycota; Sordariomycetes; Hypocreales; Nectriaceae.